Schistocerca nitens (vagrant locust) is the source of this 1076-nucleotide messenger RNA. RefSeq names its product dehydrogenase/reductase SDR family member 11-like. The transcript has 6 exons. Bases 33 to 782 code for a protein of 249 amino acids. Gene Ontology annotation, molecular function: oxidoreductase activity. Lineage: Eukaryota; Metazoa; Arthropoda; Insecta; Orthoptera; Acrididae. The record is from RefSeq and is a predicted model, not a curated record.
GCGCCGGCAGCCGUCAGAACAGCAGAGCAGCGAUGGGCAUCGAGAGGUACGCAGGCCGCGUUGCCCUGGUGACGGGAGCCAGCUCCGGCAUCGGAGCCGCCAUCGCUCAGUCGCUGCUCAGGAAGGGACUCACCGUCGUGGGACUGGCCAGGAGGGUCGACAGGGUUAAGGCCCUCGAGUUGAAAGAUGCCCCGGGGAAGCUUCAUGCUAUUGAGGGUGACGUCAGCAAUGAGGAAAGUAUUCUCGCAGCAUUUAAAUGGAUCAAAGAGAACUUGAAAGGUGUCGAUAUCUUGAUUAACAACGCUGGCGUUGGCAAUGAUGCUGAUCUGAUCUCUGGUAAAACAGAAGACUGGAAGCGCAUUCUGGACGUGAACGUACUGGGUCUGAGCAUCUGCACCAGGGAAGCCGUGCAGGACAUGCUGAACAGGGGCGUCGACGACGGCGUCAUCAUUCACAUCAGCAGUGGUCUGGCCCACAUGUUGCCGCCCAUGGGGAACAUCUCGAUGUACACUGCCAGCAAGCACGCCGUCAAAAUUCUGCUCGACGGACUCCGGAAAGACCUCGCCAAGAGGAAGAGCAAGAUCCGUGUUGGGGCUGUUUCUCCGGGACUUGUCAGAACGGAGUUCGCUUCGAACUUCAAAGAGUUCAGUCCGGAGAUGUACAAUCUGAUGCCCGUGCACGAGUCAGAGGACGUAGCGGAGGUUGUCAUCUGCAUGCUGUCCCAAGACCCAAGAGUUCAGAUUCAUGACGUCAUUAUGAACCCUACAGGUAGUGUUUACUGAAGCUGCCAACAGUAACCUGAACAAUGUCAAAUGCAUCAUUAAUCUGUACAGAACUCACAUCACUGGGUGAUAGUGUGAGAUAGUUGCACAUCAAACUAGAACUUUUAUGUGGAUUGUGUAUAUUCCACACUGUUCUUGACAACCCAUGCAACAGAUGGUGAUCAACAUUCAUCAAGAAAAAAUGGAAAUUAUUUAAGCGAUGUAACUUAUUUAUAUUUGAACUAUAAGUAAAACUAAAUAUGUUUUCUGUUUUGUAGAACUAUCUAAGUUGUAUAAAAAAAUAAACAAAUAAAA